UGAAUAAUGAGUAGCCCCCAACAACCCCUAUCCGGCAGCUAAACUUCACAGGGCCCCCCUUCUUACAUCCUAUGUAACCGUGUCUCUGUGUGCAUCCCGUCAUUUCUUUUAGUUUCUCCAACUCAUUCCCAGAUUACUACACAUCUCCGGAUAAAUCUCUACAACUACAACAACAUGAGGAAGCAUACUAGGUACGCGAAUUCAUCCCUCCACCACGAUCAAGAUGAUCCCGACACUACCUCGGAAACUGCCGCAGGAUCCCCGCUCUCCGGCGACGAUACUUCCACCGUCCUGCCGCCCACAAAAAGAAACGGUGGCAAAAGAGUAGUUACAGUGGCAUUCGAUGCGGAUGUGUAUCCGCCGCCUGAUUCUUGGGCCUGGAGAAAGUAUGGUCAGAAACCAAUCAAAGGUUCGCCUUAUCCCAGGGGAUACUACAGGUGUAGCAGUUCAAAGGGUUGCCCAGCAAGGAAACAAGUGGAGAGGAGCCGUAAAGACCCCACCGUAGUCGUCAUCACCUACGUUUCCGAGCACAAUCACCUCAGGCGUGCCACCAAGAACUCUCAAAACACGGCAACCGUUCCAGCUGAAUCUCCACCGCGAGAAAUGGCAGUUUUGGCAGACCAGACGGACACUGAACCUGAAAACAUGGACUUCUCAGACUUCUUUGCAGAGUUUGGUUACUUCUCCCAUAUAACAUCAGUCAUACUAGAGAUCCCUGUAACAACAAGCUUCAGAUGCUUGGAACCAGAAGCCAAGCCGAUGUACACAAGAGAUGAGGAGGAUUCCUUGUUUGCGGACCUUGGUGAGCUACCAGGAUGCUCGUUAAUUUCCUAGCAGAAGAUUCGCUAUCAAUUUCACCAAUGUUCUUGUUCAGAUGUGCAUACAGUAUAUAUUCAUUAGAUACACCAUACAGGAUUUUAGUUGAAUGAAAUUUGAAUUUUACGCAAUAAUAUUUGGAGAUGCGAUCUCAAUAUUCUUGAUGCAAUAACAGCAAAUCAUCUAAAGAAGUAUAUACUUGUAUUUGAUGUA
Molecule: messenger RNA, 1029 nt
Organism: Daucus carota subsp. sativus
Lineage: Eukaryota; Viridiplantae; Streptophyta; Magnoliopsida; Apiales; Apiaceae
Product: probable WRKY transcription factor 65
Exons: 3
Coding region: 175-834 (219 amino acids)
Biological process (GO): regulation of DNA-templated transcription
Cellular component (GO): nucleus
Molecular function (GO): DNA-binding transcription factor activity; transcription cis-regulatory region binding
Source: RefSeq, a predicted model, not a curated record